Molecule: messenger RNA, 2849 nt
Organism: Betta splendens (Siamese fighting fish)
Lineage: Eukaryota; Metazoa; Chordata; Actinopteri; Anabantiformes; Osphronemidae
Product: non-homologous end joining factor IFFO1-like
Exons: 3
Coding region: 983-1402 (139 amino acids)
Source: RefSeq, a predicted model, not a curated record
GAACACAUACUAUAUUAAUAAUUUUAGAUUAAAUACUAUACUAUGACUUUUUUUUACCACAUACUAUACUGACUCAUUUUUGGUCACAUACUAUGCUUUGGCUCAUUUUAAACUGCAAACUAUAGUAUGACUCUUUUUUUUGAGUGAAUGCUAUACUAUGACACAAUUUUAGACCACAUUCUCUACUAUGACAUAUUUUUAUCACAAACUAUACUAUGACUCAUUUUAGAUUACUUACUAAACUAUGACUUUUUUUAACACAUACUAUACUGACUAAUUUUUGGUCACAUACUAUAUGCUAUGACUUUUUUUUUACCACAUACUAUACUGACAAAUUUUUGGUCACAUACUAUAUACUAUGACUUUUUUCCACAUACUUGACUAUAACUCAUUUUUGAGCACAUACUAUACAUUGACACUUUAUCAGAUACUAUGCCAUGAUUAAUUUUGGGGUGCAUACUAUACUGACUCAUUUUAGAUUACAUAUUAUACUAUUACUUUUUUUUUUACCACAUACUAUACUGACAAAUUUUUGGUCACAUACUAUAUACUAUGACUUUUUUUUCCACAUACUUGACUAUAACUCAUUUUUGAGCACAUACUAUACAUUGACACUUUAUCAGAUACUAUGCCAUGAUUAAUUUUGGGGUGCAUACUAUACUAUGACUCAUUUUAAAUUGCAUAGAAAACUAUAGCUUAUUUUAGACCACAACCUAUACAAUGAGGCUUUUUUUCUCAGACACUAUACUAGGCCUAAUUUUUAGUCACAUCUUAUUCUAUGACCAUUUUUUUAAUCACAUUCCAUACUAUGAAUCAUUUUUUAGCCAUAGUAUGGAAUGUGUCUAUGACACUAUUUUCAUCACAUUUUUUCUAUGACUAAUGUUUUUGGACAAACUAUACUAUGGUGUGUGAGAUUCUGGUGUUUUCACUUUUACUUCGGUGAAUAUUCAAAUAUUUACCAUUUCCCAUAUCGUAGUUGUUCAUGAUAAGCUGUGACAUGAUGAGCAUUUUCUUUGUUUUUCCUUGUUUCCAGUUGCAAGAGGAGUCCCUAGAAAAAGUGAUUAAAGACACAGAGUCUCUGUUUAAAUCCAGAGAGAAGGAAUAUCAGGACACAAUUGACCAGAUAGAGCUCGAACUGGCCACAGCAAAAAGCGAUAUGAAUCGUCACCUGCACGAGUACAUGGAGAUGUGUUCCAUGAAGAGAGGACUGGAUGUUCAGAUGGAGACCUGCAGGAGACUCAUCACACAGAGCGGAGAUAGGAAGUCCACCUCUCAGAUCACGGUGGCUGUAGACGACUCCAACCCUGAGGAGAAGCCGCAUCCGGUUCCAGGCCUCAGUGUGUCCUCUGAUCUGGAUGAAGCCCUGAACACACACAGACACAUAGCUGGUUCUCUGGAGUAAUGCCACAGUGAAUCUCUCCUUUGGGGUUUGACGGUCCUAAUCCUAAAAUACUCUAUGAUCUAUGGUUAAUACAUUAAGCUCACAGCUGCCCCCUAUGGUGACCAGCUGUAACUGCACUGAACGAGUCUGUUUUUUUAUUUUUUUUUAUUUUGUUAUAUAACUAAGUCUCCGCAUUUUAACACAGCCACACAGGCGGCAUUCAGUUAACGGUUUCUGUUUAUCCCUCAUUAACAUUUUCCACUAUUAUAUUUAUUGGUGACUGAUAAUUAGUCACUUUUAAAGAAGAGACAAUGAAGAGAAAUGAAACCACAGCUGAUUAAUAUAAAUAUGUCUGCUGUUUUAUGUUAUUUUUUAACUAGAAAAAGGCCACAUUUACUCAAAUUAUGGUUAUUUUAAUCACCUACUGAGGGACUAAAAAAUUGGUUAGUGUAAUUAAAUUCAAUCCGAAGACUUGAGUUACAUUUGUGAAAACCUUCGAAAAAAGCUCUAAUAUUGUCUCAGUUGGGAGGUUUUGGGGCUCUCAUCAAAUCUAGGAAAUUUAGGAGAGAAGAUGGGUUUGUUUUCCUCAUGCUUUGCCAGAAUAUGCUGCUCACAUGUUACGAUAUGUGGUAUCAACCAAGUAAUGUUUGGUUUGGAAUCCAAGUUUUUUCCAUCAAUUGUAAGAUUCAUUGUGUGAUCUAGAAACUAUCAAAGCAAAGUCAUCAAAGAUGAGCAAACUGGAAGAAACUGAUGAAAAGUUGCUGCAUUGUAAGAGAACAAUUAAAUGACUGAAGUCUUUACUAGAAUAUUUUGCUUAUAAUUAAUUUUGUUGAGUUUUCCUAUGAAUUCGAAUGGCUCCAAGUUGUUUGUCAAAUAUCGGCCGCUGAGGUGAAGUUGUUCCUUUGUUUGUCUCUGCGUAGACGUGGCCUGUACAUACGCCGAGUAUAACGCUGCCGCUUCCUGCUACAAUAGACGUUACACUGAGGGGAAGUUAGACUUUAUCUGAGAUUCACUGCAGCUGUUGUUCUGGGAUCAGUUCAAACGUUUCUUUACAAAGUGAACACUAGAAAUGCUGAGUAUUGGUAUGAAUGUUACUUUAUCACUUUGUUGUUUCACACACUGAUGUUUGUCUGCUUAUACAGUAACCUGUAGUCAGCUUCACUGAGACAAGAACCAUAAAACAUGACGAUGCUCAUAUUCUGUAUUUGGUUGUUUUACACUUUUCUUAUAAUUGUCACUGCUCUAAGAAGAAACAAACACAAAGUGUAGUUAAAGACCAACAGACUCACCGUCUGACGGGUUCCUCCAGAUGCUGCUGACGCCUGAGUGGAGAAAACAAAGGAAACAAAUGAACAAAGAGCAGAACUACAUGAUGAAGCUUCCACAGUGCAGUAAAUGCUCUGUAUGUGAUGGUUCCUCGAGUUGCUGGAGCAAAAUACAAACGCACACAAUAAACGGCGCUAAACAA